Molecule: messenger RNA, 607 nt
Organism: Cajanus cajan (pigeon pea)
Lineage: Eukaryota; Viridiplantae; Streptophyta; Magnoliopsida; Fabales; Fabaceae
Source: RefSeq, a predicted model, not a curated record
UGUCCAAGUUAUCUCAUCUACAACUACAAUCCCGAUCAACCCUUUUGCUCUCACCUCUUAGCACUGUGAAUACAUCAAUCAAAAUCUUGUAUUUCUUCACACAACAGGAUCCAAGUUCAACCAUGUUGAGAUCCAUAAGCACUCGGAGAGGCCCUGGGAGGUACGAGAGAUUAGGUAAAGAAUCAGCCACCACUGCACUUUUGAAUGAGGGGUUCAAGAGGAGCACAAGUUUGCCUUCUUGGGGAUCCAAUUCUUCAAGAAAAAUGCCUCUAGCGGACAUCAAUCUUCAGAGAAACCCCACAAAGAAGGCUAAUAAUAAUAGUGACAAGAAGAGUCACCCACUCCUAAGCUUCUUGGCUCUUCGUAGAAAAAAGAAAACAACAGCUAGGCCUGAAUUUGCAAGGUAUCUUGAGUAUCUUAAGGAAGGAGGCAUGUGGGAUUUCAAUUCCAAUAAACCUGUCAUGUAUUACAAAUGAUAGCUAGCUUGCUUCGGGUUUGAAUGCAAAAUGUCAGUGUUUCUUGUAAGAAUUUAUAUAGUAUUUGACUCUCAUGUCAAAUUACUCUGAGAAGAUGUAGAGUAUGGUUGUUUUUUUUUUUUUUUUUUUAU